GCCUGCAGUUAGAUCGGGUCGAAGAGGUUAUUGCCUCAUAAAAGCAGCCCCGCGACCCCACACUUUCUUCUAACUUGGCAGGAGGGACUUGCAACAGGUGUGUCGCGUGACUACCAAAAAGCUGCUGAAAUCAAGAUGAAGCUUUUGAUUGUUCUUGUUUGCGUCGCCGUGGCAACAGCCACAGAUAACGAAUGGGAGGCCUUCAAACUUCUCCAUGGCAAACAAUACAAUGAAUACGAGGAUACUGCCAGACAUGCAAUCUUCUUGGAGAACAGCAAGAUCGUGAAGCAGCACAACGAGGAGGCGGCCAUGGGCAAACACACCUUCUUCAUGCGCAUGAACAAGUUUGGCGAUAUGACAAACGAAGAGUUCCAGAUGCUGGUGAUCGGCUCAGGUCUGCUGCAGUCCAACAGGACCCAGCAAGCCGAGGGGGGAGUGUUCACGAGCGUACCGGGGCUGAAGGUGAACGACACCGUGGACUGGAGGCAGCAGGGCGCGGUGACGCCAGUCAAGAACCAGGAACAGUGUGGGUCCUGCUGGGCGUUUAGCACGACCGGGUCUCUGGAAGGUCAGCACUUCCUGAAGUCAGGCAAGCUGGUGUCUCUCAGCGAACAGAACCUGGUGGACUGUUCUCGCAAGGAGGGUAACAAGGGCUGCAAGGGCGGUCUCAUGGACCAGGCUUUCAAGUAUAUCAAGACCAACGGCGGCAUCGACACUGAGGAGUGCUACCCCUACAAAGGAAGGGACGAGCCCAGGUGCGAGUACAAGUCCAGCUGCAGUGGAGCCACCCUGACCAGCUACGUGGAUGUCAAGACCGGAGACGAGGACGCCCUCAAGCAGGCCUCCGCCACCAUCGGGCCCAUCUCUGUCGGCAUCGACGCUAGCCACCCCUCCUUCCAGCUGUAUGACCACGGUGUUUACCACGAGAAGAGGUGCAGCUCUAAGAAGCUGGAUCACGGUGUGCUGGUGGUGGGAUAUGGUACUCACACAACCAAGGACUACUGGCUCGUCAAGAACAGUUGGGGCAAGGAGUGGGGCAUGGAAGGCUACAUCAUGAUGUCCAGGAACAAGGAUAACCAGUGCGGCAUCGCAACUCAGGCCAGCUACCCUGUUGUCUGAUGCAACGAAUCCUGUAUCGUUCACCUGUAACAGUAAUAUUAGGCCGGUCGAUAUGGACACUGUAGUUGGACGUUGUAUUUACUUCCGUGUCAAUUGGCAUUACGAAGGGCUUCAUGUUUAACAUUUUAAUAGAACCUUUUACUUUACUGUACCCACACCGUAGUAAGAGAAAACUUGCCUUGCACGUUAUGGGGAUGGAAUAGUACUUUAUGUACAGUAGCUCAGGAGCUGCAUGCUUUUAAAGUUACGUGUUCAGCUGUUGUAGAUAUCCUCCAAGCCUCUCCGAGAAAGUACAAUGUUCCGUGAAAUACACAUUAUUACUUGUUCAACCAAUAAACAAAACAUUAUACUAUUGUA
Messenger RNA from Branchiostoma belcheri (Belcher's lancelet), 1476 nucleotides. RefSeq names its product cathepsin L1-like. Lineage: Eukaryota; Metazoa; Chordata; Leptocardii; Amphioxiformes; Branchiostomatidae. Bases 136 to 1119 code for a protein of 327 amino acids. Gene Ontology annotation, cellular component: lysosome. The record is from RefSeq and is a predicted model, not a curated record. Gene Ontology annotation, molecular function: cysteine-type endopeptidase activity. Gene Ontology annotation, biological process: immune response. The transcript is spliced from 8 exons.